This is a messenger RNA of Paramecium tetraurelia, 906 nucleotides long. RefSeq lists its product as uncharacterized. Gene Ontology annotation, molecular function: protein binding. Lineage: Eukaryota; Ciliophora; Oligohymenophorea; Peniculida; Parameciidae. The transcript is spliced from 4 exons. The record is from RefSeq and is a predicted model, not a curated record. Gene Ontology annotation, biological process: regulation of flower development.
UUCACAAAGCAAUAUAAUUAAUAUGAAUAGACUGAUUACUAAAGAGAAAUCUAGGAGUAAUGAAGGGAGAAAGGAGAAGAGCGGAUUGUUUCAAAAUUAUAUCACUAAGAAGGACUUAGAACAAGUGAGUGGGAUAUUAUAACCAUAAUUAAGGACUUUAAAUUUCGACGAACUUACUAACGGAACACUAGAUGAUCAUAUGAGUUGUCAAACAUUUUUGCAUUGCCUGCCAAAUCAAGAUAAUUUGGAUUCUUUGAGUGAUGAUCAUAUGUGUCCAUACAAGAGAAAAUAUAUCAUUGAUCAAUUAAAGAAUGUCAUUAAUUAAGGACAAGGAAUUAAUUUAUCAUUGUUAAGAGCAUUGCAAAAACGAACCGAUUCGUGCGAGAAGAAGAGUGAUGUCAAUGCAUUGACUGACGAUGAAAAUAUCUCGAAUAGAGGAUUAGAACAAAUUAAGACAGUCAUGGAUAAGUAUCAGGAAAGAUAAUAAAAAAUUUAAAGAUAUAAGAAUAAAAGAAGAAAUUGGGAACGAAAAAUAUCUUACUCAGGAAGAUCUUAAGUGGCUGAAUAACGAUUAAGAAUUAAAGGCAGAUUCAUAAGUAAAGAAGAUUAAUAAUCAAUUAAAAAAUUGAUUCAUAACAAGUAAUAGGAAGAUUUUUAUGAUAAAAAACACAACCUGAAUAUUGAGAAAUUUCAUUAGCAUACAAAACUAUUUACAUAUGCAGAGGACCCAAAAAUGAUUCCAAAAAAAUAAAUCUUAAUGGACAUCAGGGAUGAGUAUUAAUUCCAAUAAUAAUAACUAAAGAUACUAAAAUCAAUCAAGUCCAAAACUAAAAUUUUCUAGAUUGUUUAGAAGUAAAAAUCUUGAAAAAUUAUAUUAUAUAAUAAAUUAAUACAUUAUUUUAAUUG